Molecule: messenger RNA, 704 nt
Organism: Mercurialis annua (annual mercury)
Lineage: Eukaryota; Viridiplantae; Streptophyta; Magnoliopsida; Malpighiales; Euphorbiaceae
Product: snakin-2-like
Exons: 3
Coding region: 16-435 (139 amino acids)
Source: RefSeq, a predicted model, not a curated record
AUUUCAUAAUUUAUAAUGUUGACCUACUUCUCUAAUUCUUACUAUAAAUACCACCACCCUUCAUCCCUUUCAUGCACCAAAUACUCAAAUAAUUCAUCUGCUAUAACAACAUUAAUGACCAUCUCCAAUAAGCUUCUCAUUGCUCCUCUUCUCUUAUCUCUUCUUCUUCUCCAAUUUUCUGAGGCUGUUCUUGAUCGCCAAACUGUCAACUCGAAUUUAGCGGCAACUUCAUAUAGUCCAUCUCCAAAAUUAGACUGUGGCGGCGCUUGCAAGGCCAGGUGUCAGUUAUCAUCAAGGCCACGGCUAUGCAAAAGGGCAUGUGGGACUUGCUGCGCGCGGUGCAGCUGUGUUCCUCCUGGGACUGCCGGUAACUAUGAGGCCUGCUCUUGCUAUGCCAGCUUGACCACCCAUGGCGGCCAGCGCAAGUGUCCUUAAUUAUAAGCUUAAUCAACAAAAUAUUAUCAAUUAAGUGUUAUAUUAUGGUGGUUUAAUUUCUUGAAGCGGUAAAAUAAAAGGGGAGAAAAGUUACAUGAAUGCGAAGAUGUAGAGUUCGAUCAUCUUUUAGUUUGUUAUUUAUUGUGUUUAUUUUCUUGUAAGCAUAUAUAUAAUAUUGAUGUAAACAAUCUUGAUUCCUUUUAUUUAUUCUGGUUUAAUCUAUCUACACUUUCCUAUGUGGAAUAAAGAUUGAAUAUCAUUGCUUGCUA